Molecule: messenger RNA, 1551 nt
Organism: Ipomoea triloba (trilobed morning glory)
Lineage: Eukaryota; Viridiplantae; Streptophyta; Magnoliopsida; Solanales; Convolvulaceae
Product: zinc finger protein CONSTANS-LIKE 5-like
Exons: 2
Coding region: 100-1182 (360 amino acids)
Biological process (GO): regulation of flower development; regulation of photoperiodism, flowering
Cellular component (GO): nucleus
Molecular function (GO): protein binding; zinc ion binding
Source: RefSeq, a predicted model, not a curated record
UUUGUUACCUCCUCCUUCUAACUCCAACUCAGAGAGUAAGUACACGCUAGUCAAUAUCUACACAUCUUCACCGUACCUUUUGUUAAUAAAUUUCUGGUAAUGGGUGUGGGUAUGGUCGAGAGUGGUGUCGGCGUCGGCCUCAAAUGUUUUUCCGGCGGAUGGACUGCCGCCGCCGCCGCGCCCAAUACGGCGGCCAAGCCCUGCGACUACUGCAAGGCCACGGUGGCGUCGGUCUUCUGCCGGGCCGACGCCGCCUUCAUGUGCAUUGCGUGCGACACUGCGGUGCACAACGCGGGCGGCACGGCCGGGGCCCACGAGCGCGUCUGGGUGUGCGAGGUCUGCGAGCAGGUCCCCGCUAGCGUCACGUGUAAGGCGGACGCGGCCGCCCUCUGCGUCACGUGCGACCACGACAUCCACUCCGCCAAUCCCUUGGCUCAACGCCACGAGCGCGUCCCGGUCACCCCCUUCUACGACUCCGCCGCCGAGGCGGCGCUUAAGUCCUCCGCCUUCGCUACUAAUGCUCUCCCUCCUAACCCUUGCAAUGCCAAUAUCGAUAUUCCUAUUCCCUGGAAUCCCUCCAAACCUCCGCUACUUAUCCCGGAAAUCAAAUCAUCCUCCGUCGAUUUAUCAUUCUCCGACUCCGAUCACUUCCUUGAUUUCGACUAUCCGAUUUCUUCUCUCGAAACAAACAAUCUCGCUCAACACGAUUCCGUCAAUGACAGCAUCGUCCCCGUCCAGCCUACCAAGCCUUCAGCUGCGAUCGCUAACCGCUUCGACAUCGAUUUCACCAGGCCUAAUACCAAGUCCUACAACGCCCGUUCUCUCAGUCACAGUGUAUCUUCGUCGUCGUUGGAUGCAGGAGUGGUGCCGGACGGGAGCGCUGCGUCGGAAAUAUCGUAUUCUCUGGGGCAAAACGUGGCCGGCGGCGUAGAUCUAAGCAAUACCGCGACGCAGUUGGUUGGGAAGGAGAGAGAGGCGAAAGUGUUGAGAUACAGAGAGAAGCGGAAGAACAGGAGGUUCGAGAAGACAAUCCGAUACGCGUCGAGGAAAGCGUACGCCGAGACGAGGCCGAGGAUCAAAGGCCGUUUCGCGAAGAGGACAGAGGUGGAAUCGGAUAUCGAUGCCAUCUUCUCUGCUGAUUUCGUCGCCGAUCAUGGCUACGGCGUCGUCCCGUCGUUUUGAUCACGGCGAUUAAUUAGACUAUUUCGAAUGUUUUUAAUUAAGUUAAAAACACAAUAAUAGAAGCAACGACGGCGUUUUUGCCAUGCCUACCUUUGCCAGGAAGGAAACUGUAAUUAAUCAAUUUUAAAAGUUUUUAUAAUCUUUUUUUUUUUUUUUUAAAUUCAAUUGUAUGAUAGCUCUAGCCGUUUUUGAAGAGCUUUUCAUAAGAAAAGUUGAAUGUUUAAUGUAGUAAGUUGUUUUAGGCAAAUGUUUGUUGCUUCUUGGCUUUAGUUAUUAGAAAAAUCUGUUUUUCAAUUUUGGUUGGCUAUUGGAAGGAUGUAGUUGAAACCCCACGCCUUUUAAUAAUAAUUCACAAAUUUACAUCUAUCA